AUGACCACCUUCAACCUCAACCUCAACCUCAACCAACCAACCAACCAACCCAAAGAUAUCAUGCCAGAACCAGCCACACUCCACCACCACCACCGACCAGGCUCACUCACCUCCUCUCCGAAUCGUAUAUCUCCUCGGCGUCGGAAGAACAAACCAGCACCUCCAACCGACCUGUCUCUCAAGACGCGUCCCGUUCGCAGCUUACCUACCACCCAACGCGUCGCAGUCGUCAUCCCACGUCCCUCAAGAAGCAAUACCCUGACCAAGAAGAAAAGCCAAACACUGUCUGCUUCCACGUCAGCACCGAACCUGAAAAUGCCGUCUCGUAAACGAAACUGCCCCGAGCCAUUGGGUCGAUUCGAUUCAGAUCAACAGCCUGAGAUCAUCCCCCGCCUGCGGAAGAAGACGCGCCAAUCUGGUCCAUUGACCCCUGCUCCAACUAGUCCGAUCAACCCUCCAGAUCUAGAAGCUGAGAGCUCAGAGGAUGAGAUCUUGCUCAAGCCAUCAACCCACACCAAACCAGAGCCAAAGACCAAGCCGCUUCAGCUACCCCCCAGUCCCACCUCAUCUCACAACGACUCCCCGGUCCGUUCCCGAGCAAAAACCAGGAGUCUGACUAGACAAGCUGAUCAAAGGCAGGCAGGAUGUGAAUCAACACCCGUCAAACUCAGGUCAAAGAAAAGUGUUCACCAAACGGCACCCGUCAAUCGCGCCUUGACUGACCACUCGGUCAAAGAUCCAACUUCUCUAAAAACACGCGGCCGACCUCGCCAACGGCCUCUUUCGCCCAGCCCCUCUUCCCAUCGAUCACCGACCAACCGACUGACCAAGAAUUCAGGACACGUCCAGCUUCUCGGCCCCGAGAGUGAUGGCGACGACUCCGACGGCCAGGCUACCCUCACCGCAACCUCUCCCUUAAAAGCCAAGCUCUUCAAGACGCGCGUCCAGCCCCAUACGCCGAACCCACCUCGCACAAGCCCGCGUCGGGCAGGCCCUUCAGCAAUCGACCCUACAAUCAUGCCCGAUUCUGAGAACGUCGACGAGCUGCUGAGGCAGAUAGAAAGCAUGAUUCCAAAGGACUCGCCCAUCCUGUUAAAUCAGGCUUCCUUCCAAAAACAAAGAGCGCCAGAUGGCUCGGUUGAAGCGAAGGAAGACGACCUCGUCUCUGGAGUUGAUGAGCGAUGCUUUAAAGUGCUGGAAGAUGCACAGCUUGCUGAAAGGAGCGAUCAGUCUGACAAUGAAGACUCUCAGGCUAGCGAAACUGACGAUGACCAAGUGGCAAAAGAACUCAAUCAACAGUUGAUUCCUUCUUCCAACCGGUCCCCUCGGAGGUUGUCCUCGGUUUCUCCACUAGAAAUCUCGGCUGGAACGACCACAAGGCUUCGUCGCUUGACCCACCACACCAAGCGUCCUGCGAAGGCCUCCAGUCCAGACAAAGCCUUGGCCAAGGAACCUGUGGCCGCGCCCAAGACCGUCGCUUCACCAGCCAAGACGGUCGUCGACAAGGACGGAUUCCCCUCGUCCGUCGUCACUCCUUAUUUACACGACUUACUCCAGCACCUGUCCGGAGUAAGGCCUCUGUCGAUCCGUAUUCCCCAAGCACUUGCCUCAAGCCUCUCCGACCCUCACAAACACGAUCCUUCCCGGAUCCCUACCAUCCUCGACCAGACGCCCUGUCUCGUCGGACUCGAAGACUUGGAAAUCGAACUGCGCUCGAUUCUCUUUCGGUCUGUCUCCCAACAAGAAGAGAAUGUUCUGUUGUUGUCUGGAGCUAGGGGAAGCGGGAAAACUGCACUCAUUUCUCGCUCGCUAUCGUUGCUAUCUGAUCCCCUCAUUUGCGGAUCGGAAGGCUUUAUCACGAUCAAGCUGAAUGGGCUAGUCCACAACAGCGACAAGGUCGCCUUGAAGGAGAUGUGUCGCCAGCUAUUUUCGUCUUUGGCGCUAUCCAAAGAUUCCGAUCAGAGCCGGAAAUUGGACCAAGUUAAUCGGGAUCUGGACUUCCAACCCGACGACAGCGCUGAUGAGGAUGAAGAAGAGGAUGAAGACGAGGUCGCGGACAGUGCUCGCCGGGCGGCCGUGGUCAACCAACCUAGGUUCACCAACUACGGGGAAACCUUGAAGAACUUGUUGGACGUCCUCGAGCCCUCGUCUUCUCUCUCCAUUGAACAUGAUCCAAUCCUUGCUCGCCAAUCUCAUCAGAAGAAGCCGCAGAAUAACAAGGCCUUGGUCAUCAUUCUGGAAGAAUUCGACCUCUUCUCCGACCUAGAUCGCCAGUCUUUCCUAUAUUGCUUGUUGGACUCUGUCCAAGGCAAUAAACGACAGAAUGGGAUCUGCGUGAUCGGGACUACUUCAGUUGUUGAUUGUUUGGAUAAGCUCGAGAAACGGGUCAAGUCGCGAUGUCAAUCGCGGAUUCGCUACUUACAUUCUCCAAAGACCGAGCCCGAACGCAUCGAUCUCCUCAGAUCCCUGCUCGAACUUCCCGGCGACCAUCUUCCCGAAGCUUCCUCUGCCUCUUCUCCUACUAAGAGUGUGGAUCAGAAACGGAAGACUUUCGUGCAGAAGUGGAACGACAGUCUCGGGGCGUUCUUGGACCAUGCUCAUACGCGCGACUGGCUCCGAUCCAAAUUCAUGUUGAUCAAUGAUCCAUUGGUCCAAAUCUUACAAGACUUGAACGGAAUGGUGUCGAUGAUAGCGUACCAAGCGAAGCGGACGGGGCAGCUGAAGUUACCGGCGUUGAACCCGAGCGAGUUAUUCCCUACGCGGCCGGUGGGUGGCGGGACAGGGCCUACGAAGCCGAAGGUGAUGCGGAGCUCGACGCUGAUCUCGACGACGUUGCCAUGGUGGGCGGACGCGCUGAGCAUCGCCGAAUUCUCCGUCCUCAUCGCCUGCAAACACCUCUCCUCGACCCACCAUAAUGGGAUCUUCAACCUCGAGAUGGCUUGGGACCUUUACCGCCAACAUCUCAAACGGCUCUCCUUCGCUCUCGACGCUGAGCCCCUUUCCUCCGAUGUCCGAGCUAAAGACCAGUUCAGACCCGCCGUCGUUCGCUCGCAAGUCUAUGGUAGAGACGCUUUCGAAUUAGCAUGGGAGAGAUUACAAAGAUUAGAACUCAUCCUACCGCUCGAAGUCCUCAACUCAAAGGCCGUCGCGCUGGGCCAGAAGAAGAAGAGCUCGGUGAUCUUGGGCAAGCGCUAUGAGCUGGUCAAGCUGGUGCCCUUCCUCUCCCAGAUCGACCUCGUCCUCCUCGGCUCCUCUUCCUCCCAACAGCUCCCUCGUGUCGGACUCGCUCAUCAUCUGCUCAAAUGGGCUAAAAAUUCCUCCGAUUAAGCCGCGACUCCUCUCUUCUUGGACUCUCUCUCUCUCUUUUGUCUCCCUUAUACUGUUUGUUUGCUGUGGUUGUUUCUCUCUUUCUCUGGUUGCGUCUGGAGUUCUCUUGCUUGGACUUUUUUCCAUUGUUUAGUUGAUAGUUGAGCAACAAAAAUCAAGGCGAGUCAUCUUGAAGAAAACGGGACAACUCUUGUCCUGGGCUGUUUCACGUUUUCUGAUAUGCUAUAUAGUCAUUGAACCAUCCAUUAUAACAUAUCUCCUUCUAUAUUGAUCUUUCCAGCUCUUUGCUAUUCCACACUUCCUGCUGGUUUUUCUCUCCUAGUCAUUCUUAUUACUUUUUUAUCACGUGUAUGCUAUCAUCAUCAUAUCCAUACUUACAUCAAGACUACCAUCAUCUCUCAUUUUUUUUUAUCCUCUCUUCGGUUAGAAUUAUUUAAGUAUGUAUUUUAUAAACAGUUUAUCCAAUACAGAAUUAUGAAGUAUUCCUCGUAAUGUAAUCGAGACGAAAAUUAACCCCCUGAUAUGAAAGAAGUCG
Puccinia graminis f. sp. tritici CRL 75-36-700-3 is the source of this 3862-nucleotide messenger RNA. RefSeq lists its product as uncharacterized. Gene Ontology annotation, molecular function: DNA replication origin binding. The record is from RefSeq and is a predicted model, not a curated record. The transcript is spliced from 5 exons. Bases 1 to 3327 code for a protein of 1108 amino acids. Gene Ontology annotation, biological process: DNA replication initiation; DNA replication. Lineage: Eukaryota; Fungi; Basidiomycota; Pucciniomycetes; Pucciniales; Pucciniaceae. Gene Ontology annotation, cellular component: nucleus; nuclear origin of replication recognition complex.